AUGAGCGUCAAUGUGCAAUUUGACUACUCUGCCGAGUUCGAUACAGCUGUCAACGAGUUCAAGACCAUUCGAGCAGAAGAGACAAGAAUCUCGAAAUGCGGUGGAGAAUUUGUCAUCGUUGGGAAUGUUACCCGUCGCCUCAAGACUAGGUCACCGUCCUGUCACAACAGGUUCCAAGACGAUCUCGACAGGCUAUGCCAGACUCACUGGCUUCGGCAAAAUUUCAUGCAACCGCCAACAAUGCAAUUGGAAGCUCUGGAAGGAUAUCUCUGUGUUUUCUACAUACUGCUUGAUAUUGGUGCUCCAUCGCAAAUCGACGUCUUUCGCGAAAAUGGCCUCAGCGACAACAAACUACCAUUCGAUAAGACAAUUCUGAACUCGGAUCGGAUACGAGUGUGGUCUUUUGAGAAAUUUUCCGACGCGUUUUUCGAGGUUCAACUAGCCUGGUGUCCGGUACAGUUCGAGCUUGGGAUGAGAGAGAAUUACUUCAACAGGAUCAUACCCGUUCUGGAGAAAACCGAGAUCAAGCCUCAUCGAGACGGUGGAGGACCGCGCAAGAACAACGCGUCUCUGUAUUCGAUUGAAGUUCCUGAAGAGAUGGUUGGCCUGGAGCUGCAGAGGAAGAUGGCCUCGGCACGGUUCAAACGCCAAGGGGACCCUUCCCAAGGUUUCCGAUACAGAUUUGCCCUCAAACAAUUCGAGUUUGAGAGACCUCGCAAUUUCCGAAACGAAGCCAACAUGUCCGAAUAUCUCAGGGACAAAGACGGUAUGGUCCAGUACAUCGGAUGGUACCAGGGACUUGAGACCGACGGCGAAGGAACCCAGCACGAGUAUUACAACCUCGUUCUGGAACUCGGGGAUUCAGACCUAUACACUGUUUUCCGCACGUCAGAACCUCCCGUCUCACCGAAGGAGAUCUCGAGUUUCUGGCACGCAAUGUUUGGCGUUUCUGAGACGCUUGCCUCCAUCUACAAACUUAGGCUCGGUGGUGUGGACUAUGACACGUGGCAUGCAGAUAUCAAACCUGAAAACAUACUUCGCGUCGGCAACAGAUUCAAGUUGGCGGAUCUUGGAGAGGCUUACAUCAAAUUGUCCAAUGCCGACAAUCGGCGACAAGGGGCCAGAGUCACUGGGGGCACAAGAACCUAUGGUGCUCCGGAAAAAGCGGCAUAUCUGGACAGCAGGAGUAUGCAGGAGCCAUCUAUCACGCAAGCAAGUGAUAUAUGGUCACUUGGCUGCGUGUUUCUUGUCGCAGCCAUUUAUGUCGCACUGGGACCCCAAGCGGUUUUGCAGUAUGCAAGAAUUCGAAGAGCUGGAUUAUUCGCCAGGACUGGAGAGAUAAGCGACACAUUCCACUACAACGACGCUGUCCUUCCUGAAGCGAUUAAGGUGCCAAAAUACAUUCGAGUGGUGCUGAGGAAGACCGAUAUGUAUACGGCCGCUGUGCUGGAUAUGGUUGACCAACACAUGUUGGUUGCGGACCCUGAAGGAAGGUUUACGGCUGAUCAAGUGCGAGAUUGGUUCAAAGCACGAUUUGGAACAAUCUCCGACUGCAACUGA
This is a messenger RNA of Colletotrichum orchidophilum, 1560 nucleotides long. RefSeq lists its product as uncharacterized. Lineage: Eukaryota; Fungi; Ascomycota; Sordariomycetes; Glomerellales; Glomerellaceae. The coding region runs from base 1 to 1560 and encodes 519 amino acids. The transcript is spliced from 4 exons. Gene Ontology annotation, molecular function: protein serine/threonine kinase activity; ATP binding. The record is from RefSeq and is a predicted model, not a curated record. Gene Ontology annotation, biological process: peptidyl-threonine phosphorylation; peptidyl-serine phosphorylation.